Xyrauchen texanus (razorback sucker) is the source of this 2845-nucleotide messenger RNA. RefSeq names its product zinc finger and BTB domain-containing protein 45-like. Bases 243 to 2165 code for a protein of 640 amino acids. The transcript is spliced from 5 exons. Gene Ontology annotation, biological process: regulation of cytokine production; negative regulation of transcription by RNA polymerase II; regulation of immune system process. The record is from RefSeq and is a predicted model, not a curated record. Lineage: Eukaryota; Metazoa; Chordata; Actinopteri; Cypriniformes; Catostomidae. Gene Ontology annotation, molecular function: protein binding.
GUUAAGAGCUUUUAUUUUGAUGGGGGUUUGGUGUUAAGGGCUUUUAUUUUGAUGGGUUGUUUUCGGAUCUUGUGGCCUGUCAUUGCAGUGCUGCGCUCAGUUCAUCGCGAAUCUUCACAAAUCAAAAGAUAGAAUCAUUAAACCAUUAAUCUUUGUUACAGCAGUAAUGCGCGUGCAUGUGUGUGUAAAUGUACUUCAAACACAUCUGUAGUUUAAUUUAGUGUGUGUCAGUGGGUCACGUGAUGGGUUCGGAGGCGGUCCACUACAUCCACCUUCAUAACUCCAGUCAGUCGGUGCUGGAAGCGUUGAGAUCUCAGCGACGCAAAGGUCUGUUUUGUGACGUCACCGUGCGCAUCCAUGACGCGUCGCUGCGGGCCCAUGCCUGCGUGUUGGCGGCGGGGAGCCCAUUCUUCCAAGACAAGCUGCUGCUGGGUCACUCUGAGAUCUCGGUGCCGCCGCUGGUUCCGGCUGAGACGGUGAAGCAGCUGGUGGACUUCAUGUACAGCGGCUCGCUGGUGGUGCUGCACUCGCAAGCGCUCUGCAUCCUCACAGCUGCGUCCAUCCUGCAGAUCAAGACCGUCAUCGAUGAGUGCACGCAGAUCAUCUCGCAGCGACGUGCAGCUGCUGCUGCCGCUGGAGGGGUGGGGCCUCUGGGGGGUGCUCUGCUCAAGCAGGAGGAGGGUGGCGACGGGAAAGAGCGUGAGAGCUCACCUCUGCAGGGCUUUGUUUACAGCAUGCCGGGUGAUUGCACGUCUGCGGCGGAAAUGGCAGUCGCUCUAAGCGGUGGGGCACAGGGGGAGGGCGGGGGUGUGGGCCCACUGAUGCCCCUCCCUGAAUUAGGCGGGGCUGGGUUGUGUCGAGGGGAGGGGAUGGGUGUGGCAGUGGGCGGGGCCAUGCUGAAACCGACCAGCUGUGCGCAGGAAAUCAACUACAUGUUGAAUCCGAGCUCGGAACGAAGUGCAAAUGUUGCCGCCGCCGCAAAUGAGCGUGCUCAGAUAGUCUCUCCCCCCGGGAUGGCCCGCGGCGGGGGUUUGGAGUAUACCGGCGGGGGGGAGGAGCUUGUGGUGGGCGUGGACAGAUUCAGUGAAGAGGACGAGCGAGAGGGAGAGAGAGAGACAGACAGAGAGAGAGCUGCAGCGCACACACGCAAACAGAGACAACCGCUCAGACUGCAGGUGUUGGGGGGGGAGGAGGUGGUGGUGAAGAAUGAGGGGGUGCAGGAAGGGGAGGGGCUGUUUGAGAUAGACGAGAGAGGGAACGCAUCACACCAGCACACCUACGGACAGGUAAAACAUAUACACACAGUAAUGUACAUGUGCUGCAGAGCAAAUGCAGCAGAGGCCACUGGAAACGUGUGUGUGUGUGUGUGUGUGUGUGUGUGUGUGUGUGUGUGUGUGUGUGUGUGUGCAUUUCAGGGUGGGUUCUAUGAGGAGUCCAGUGUGUUCUCUGGUAGUUUUUGGUCCCAGGCGGAUCCGCAGUCGUCUCUGGGUUCAAACUCUCGCAGUCAAGUCAACAAACCGCUCUCGCCCCCGCCGACAACACAGAGCCUCAGCAACCAGAUGCUUUUCCAGUUUCCUGCCAGCGAAUCACAGUCCUCCUCCUUCUACGUGGGUGGGCCAAUGGUGAUUGACAACAUGUCUGAUUCAUGUCAGCAGGCCCCGCCUCAUGCCCCGCUGACCCCAGCUCCAUCCCCCUCAACCCCAGCAUGCAUCGCGGGUCCGAGUUUUGCCCCGCAGGGAUCCGAGUCGUUCGACUGCAGCCACUGCGGAAAAUCACUGCGCUCGCGCAAGAACUACAGCAAACACAUGUUCAUCCACUCCGGUCAGAAGCCGCAUCAGUGCAGCAUCUGCUGGCGCUCGUUCUCUCUGCGUGACUAUCUGCUCAAGCACAUGGUGGUGCACACGGGCGUGCGAGCGUUUCAGUGCUCCGUCUGCAGCAAACGCUUCACGCAGAAGAGCUCGCUCAAUGUGCACAUGCGCACACACCGCGUGGAGCGCACCUUCACCUGUGGCGUUUGUCACCGCGCAUUCACGCACCGCACGCUGCUCGAGAGACACACCCUCCAACACCAACACCCCACGCCCACCAUCAAACUGCCCACCAAUCACAUGGAGUCGGGCAAUGGCGGGAUGGGCGGAGCCAGUGGACCGGGUCCCGCCUCUUAGGAGAACGAAUGGGCCUGAAUCCCAGGAGCUUUAACACACACACACACACACAGGAACUGCAGCAGCGGCCUGUGGCGCCUCUUAAAGCCAGAAAACCUCGCAAAACACACAAACCUCAUCGAGCGAUUCACACUAAACGUCUGACGCCAGAGACGUCUUUUUCAUGUUUAUUCAUGUUUUGUGUGAUUCUCAUCAGAAACCAGACGGACCUCAGGACCAGACGAGUGCGUUUAUUACCUCCAUUUGUACAGUUUUGAUCAAGUAUAUGCUUAUAAAUCCUGAUGAUAUUUUUAUGGUGAGUUUUAUGUUGCGCUGAAAUGUUUUUCUGCAUUAUGGGCUGGAAUAUUCUGCUUUGGUUUCUGUAUCCGCAUGCGCUCGCUUUACGCUGCAUGAAGAGGCAUUAAAUGCAUUGUGAUAUUCACAACGUCUUGUCGUGUUUAUUGAUUUGUGCAAAUUGAAUCCUGCAGCUUUAUAUAAAUAUGAUCAAUAUCACAGAGGUCGUGCUGCUGAAUAUUUAUGAAGUUCUGAAAUGUCGUGAAAAUAAGGUCAAAACUGAAGUUGCGUUACGAGAUGUGAGAGUUUCUGAAGACACUGGUGAUAUAGUUUAUGAAUGCUUGUGUGGUAUAAAUGUGUAAUAUGGGCAAUGAUAUUCUGUAAUAAAUGACGAGUGAACUUCAGAA